Camelus dromedarius (Arabian camel) is the source of this 1871-nucleotide messenger RNA. RefSeq names its product high mobility group AT-hook 1 (gene HMGA1). Gene Ontology annotation, biological process: regulation of DNA-templated transcription. Gene Ontology annotation, cellular component: nucleus; chromatin. Lineage: Eukaryota; Metazoa; Chordata; Mammalia; Artiodactyla; Camelidae. Bases 290 to 613 code for a protein of 107 amino acids. The transcript has 6 exons. Gene Ontology annotation, molecular function: transcription coregulator activity; DNA binding. The record is from RefSeq and is a predicted model, not a curated record.
GCGCGGGCGGGCCCGUCCCCCCUGCCCCUGGGUCGCUCUUUUUAAGCUCCCCUGAGCCGGGGCUGCGCUCCUCUAAUUGGGACUCCGAGUCCGGGCUAUUUCUGGCCCUGGCGCGGCUCCAAGAAGGCAUCCGCAUUUGCUACCAGCGGCGGCGGCGGCGGCGGAGCCAGGCCGGUCCUCAGCGCCCAGCACCGUCGCUCCCGGCAGCCCGGAGCGCGCACCGCAGGCCGGCGGCCGAGCUCGCGCAUCCCAGCCGUCACUCCCCCACCUGCUCUGCAGACGAGGGAAGAUGAGCGAGUCGAGCUCGAAGUCCAGCCAGCCCUUGGCUUCCAAGCAGGAAAAGGACGCCACUGAGAAGCGAGGGCGGGGCAGGCCGCGCAAGCAGCCUCCGGUGAGUCCCGGGACGGCGCUGGUAGGGAGUCAGAAGGAGCCCAGCGAAGUGCCAACACCUAAGAGACCUCGGGGCCGACCAAAGGGGAGCAAAAACAAGGGUGCUGCCAAGACCCGGAAAACCACCACAACUCCAGGGAGGAAACCAAGGGGCAGACCCAAAAAACUGGAGAAGGAGGAAGAAGAGGGCAUCUCGCAGGAGUCCUCAGAGGAGGAGCAGUGACCGCGCCGCUGUGCCGCCUGCUCCCUCACCGAGGAGCAGUUUCCUUCUGGGACUGGACAGCUCCGCUCCGCUCCCACUGCCCCCACCCUUCCCCAGGCCCACGCAUCACCGCCACCCACCUGCACCCUCACCACCACACUACACCGCACACCAGCCGCUGCAGGGCCCCUAGGGCCCGAGUGGGAAGCAGUUUUCCUUUGAUUUCAAUUCCCAGCGACCCCUCUCAUCCACACGCCACACCUGCCCCCUGGACAAAGCUGACUUCUCACGUCACUGCUCCCUGCGCUGCUGAUCCCCACUCCCUCAGCAGUGGGGACAUUGCUGGCUGGGCUCUUGGUCUGGGGGUCCCUUCUGAUCCCUGACUCUUCCCUCUGGCUUCCCAUUAAGGGGCCUGGGAGGGCUCCCCUGGCCUUAAAAGGAGCCCAAGCCUCAUCUCCUUUUGACAUGGCCCACUCCCACUGUACUAACAGCAGCAGGUGUGGCUCACACCCAUUUUUCUUCCCCACCUUGCCUAGUCCCUGCACUAGGUUGGGCAGCCCCCUUGGGGGCACAGGAAGGAAGGCAGGAGGGGUCUAAGCCCCCUACUCGCCCUAAGCAGGUUCUAGUCCACCUUGCCCUCACCCUGGAGUCUACUGCAGUGAUGGAGAUGCAGAACCACCUUUAUCCAGGGGAGGCCCAGGGGCCUGGGUUUCCUGUGACAGCCACUCGAGGUGGGCUGGAGCCACUCCUCAUCCCCAUCUGCUUCCACUCUUGGCCUCAGUUUCCCCUUCCCUUACAUGGGGCACUAAUAACAAGGAGCUAGCCUUGCCCACUCCCACCCUUCUGCUCCUCCCCACCCCCCAAGGUUCUGGUUUCAUCUUUCCUCUGGUCACAAACUACCUCUGGACAGUUGUGUUGUUUUUUGUUCAAUGUUUCAUUCUUAGACAUCCGUCAUUGCUGCUGCUACCAGCGCCAAAUGUUCAUCCUCAUUGCCUCCUGUUCUGCCCACAUUCCCCUCCUCCAAGAUGCUCUUAGAGGAAGGGGCCUGGGGCAAAGCAGGCUGGGUUACCGACUACCCCAGUCCCAGGGAAGGUGGGGCCCUGCCCCUAGGAUGCUGCAGCAGAGUAAGGAGGGGGGCCUGUUUUGACCGGCAGGUGUAGGGGCCACCUUCUUCCCCUGUUCUGUCAGGGAGGAGGUAGCCAUUAUUUGUCCCAGCCUGGGGCCCCCUUCUGGUUUCCUAUUUGCAGUUACUUGAAUAAAAAAAAUAUCCUUUUCUGGA